AGCAGUACUGUCAAGCGUCAAAUCAUUAGAUUAUAAUUACAACAUACUAAAUGUGAGGGUCUACAUGUCUGGCCUGUGUUACAUCCCCAUUGGCUGAGCCUACAAAAUGCCUUUCUCUUUUUAAUUAACCUUUUUCUUUUUUUUUUUUCUAAAAUUUUUAUUCACUUUCUUUUUUCUUUUUUCACUCAUUUGCAUUAAAACACUACCAUCAGCCAUGAAACACAAAUCGAGGAAGAGCUGAAGAGAGAAAAAAAAAAAACAAAAGUAAAUAGAAAAUGGAGAGACAGAGAGAUUGGCUGGUGAGCCUGGUGAUAUAUAUUUGCUAUUAUUCUGUUUUUUUGCUGUUAUGGUCCAAGGUAUUCCUUUCAUCGAGUGGCUCACUUUUUUCUCUUAUUAAUGUUAUCUUUUUCUGCUAAGUGCUCUGGUUUCAGUGAUAGAAAAUUGGGUUUCUUUCAGAUUUGAUUGUAAGGGUUGUUUGUGGUGAAUAACUGUGGUGGCAUCUCUUUUUUUUUUUUUGGCACUCUGUUUUCCUCUGCUUUUGGAGCUACUUUGAUAGCAGAGCAGUGAUAGUACUUGAGUUUCAAGCCUACCAAAGUCUUGGGAUUCAACUUUGAGGUACUCAAGAUAGAUCCGCAAAAAAGUAGCUGAUAUUUCUGGGUAAACACUUUGUUAGAUCACAUGAAGCUUUCCAUGAAAAAUUUUUCCAGAGCUAAUUUCUUGGGAAACAAACAGAUUCUUUGAUUCUGUUUUUCUUAGUGGGUCUUUUUAGGAUUUUGAUAUUCAAUCUUGAUCUGAUUGAAAACCCGACAAAAGUACUUAUUACUGAAUUGGGGUUUUUGAAUCCUUUGUGUCUCAAGUACUUUUUGAAGGAGAAUUGAAAGGGAAAUGGAGUCAGAUCUUCAACAGCAGCAUCACCAUCUUCUGGAUUAUAAUCAACCUCAACACCAUCAAAGACAGAUGAACUCUGGCUUGAUGAGGUUCCAAUCUGCACCUAGUUCGUAUUUUUCAAACAUCUUGGACAAAGAUUUCUGCCAAGAGUUUCUAAAUCGGCCACCAAGUCCAGAAACAGAACGAAUUAUUGUUCGAUUUUUAUCGAGUAGUGGGGAUGCUGGUGGUGUUGUUGGUGGUAAUACGGUGAACAUUUCAGACCAGAAUCCUUGCGCAAUAAUGCAGAAUUCACCCGUUAGAGAAACGGCUGUAAAAAUUGAGCAGCAAACGCAGAUUAUGACUCCAAUAAAUAAUCAAACAGGGGUUAUGCAGCAGCAACAACAGCAGCAAGGGAACUAUUCCUCUGCUUCACAGAAUUUUUACCAAAUGCAACCUCAACAGCAUUUGCCCAAUCAGCAAUCAGGUUCAACUAUGGAUUACAGAAUUCCAAAUUCAACGGGGAUGGCGCGACCAACACGAGUGAAGAUGGGCGGCUGCAAUAAUUCCAAUCUUAUUCGACACAGCAGCUCACCUGCAGGGUUAUUCGCCAAUAUAGACAUUGAAAAUAGCGUGGUGGAGACAAAACAGAAAAGAUAUCUGUUUCACGUUGCAGGCUAUGGGGUGAUGAGAGGAAUGGGAGAUUACGGAAGUGCUAAUAGCAGUAACAGGGAAACAGCAUUUCCUCCUGCAAGCAGGCCUCCACCUGGGCUGAUGAGUCCAAUUGCCGAGAUGGGGAACAAAAGCAUGAGUCCAAAUAGCUCAGAAAAUACUGGAUUUGGUGACAACCGUCGAAACAAUUAUUCCUCAGGGUUUCCAGUUACUUCUUGGGACGAUCCCGUGAUGAUUUCUGAUAACAUGUCAGGCGUAAAAAGACUCGGAGAAGAUGAUAGAUCACUUUCUGGCUUGGACUUUGACGGAGCAGAAACUCUGAACACAGACACCGGAAACCAUCCACCGCCGCUUUUGGCUCAUCACCUUAGUUUACCAAAGAGCUCACCAGAUAUGUCUGCCAUUGAGAAGUUCUUCAAGUUUCAGGAUUCUGUACCUCGUAAGAUUCGGGCCAAGAGAGGCUGUGCCACUCACCCUAGAAGCAUUGCUGAGAGGUUUGUUUCUAUUCAGGUGAGAAGAACCAAAAUAAGUGAACGCAUGAGGAAACUACAAGACCUUGUUCCAAACAUGGAUAAGCAAACAAACACUGCCGACAUGCUAGAUUUGGCUGUUGAUUAUAUCAAAGACCUCCAAAAACAGGUCAAGUCACUCUCGGAUAAUCGUGCAAAGUGUUCGUGUGCUAACAGGCAGCAGCAAUAAGAGCUGACAAAAAUAGGUCUGGUUGUUGUGACUUGAUUCUUUUGAGUAGAAGAACCGUUAGAAUACGCAACAAGCAGAUAAGAAAGCUACUUUUGCACACAAAAACAAGAAAAAUGUUAGGCAUUUAUUAUUAUCUGGGUUUGAACUUUAAAGAGAAAAAAAAAAAAAAAGGGCUUCUAAAAGCUAAAGGAAAAACCCAGACCUAUUGAUAUGCUAUAAUAGAAACGCAUCCAGCUGUACAGUAACAAAUGAUUUUAUGUUGUAAUGAUUUUUCUUUCUCACAUUAAUGUCAUAAAAUGCCGUGCA
Durio zibethinus is the source of this 2541-nucleotide messenger RNA. Lineage: Eukaryota; Viridiplantae; Streptophyta; Magnoliopsida; Malvales; Malvaceae. The record is from RefSeq and is a predicted model, not a curated record.